AUGACUGGGACGGUGGUGGUUGCGAGCAUUGGCACCAGUGGAAUCCUUAGGGCCAAGAACACCUACUCCUUCUCAGAGACUAUCGAACCAUUAGCCCAAUGCUACCCAGCCAAAAGUAGUGUCCAAACAGAGUUUGGCCGGUCUCUUUCCGCUAUUGGCCCCCUUUUCAACGUUGCCAUCUCGGACCCAUUCUGUCGCAUACGUUUGCCCUCAACGCUGCUUUGUGGGAAAAUCUGCAGUUCUUCGGGUCGCUCUGCUGAUCUUUGUAGACUUGUGUGGUCUGGACCAAGUUCCUCGACGAUCAGCAUCUGUCACUGGAGUUUCCCUCGGAUCAACAUAUCCAAGCACAGCACAAACCAAUUUACCUGGGACUUGACAUAUGAUAGAUCUGCUGUCAAGUAA
Molecule: messenger RNA, 402 nt
Organism: Aspergillus oryzae RIB40
Lineage: Eukaryota; Fungi; Ascomycota; Eurotiomycetes; Eurotiales; Aspergillaceae
Exons: 1
Coding region: 1-402 (133 amino acids)
Source: RefSeq, a predicted model, not a curated record